This is a messenger RNA of Nematostella vectensis (starlet sea anemone), 2643 nucleotides long. RefSeq lists its product as uncharacterized. NCBI's taxonomy places the organism in Eukaryota, Metazoa, Cnidaria, Anthozoa, Actiniaria, Edwardsiidae. The record is from RefSeq and is a predicted model, not a curated record. The transcript is spliced from 6 exons. The coding region runs from base 271 to 1722 and encodes 483 amino acids.
AUUGGCCGGAGGCGAGGCUCAGACUUGGAAUAAGUAAAGAACGCUGUAUACUAGAAUAUUUGUAUAAAAGAUUCUGAUUAUUGCGAGAAGAGGUACAGACGUCACGAUUAAGUAUCGACUCGAUUCAACUCCGAAUCCGAAUACCUCGGAUCCAGGCCCAUUCCGAGUGUUUCGAACCAUUCCAAACAAAAUGGCCGUUUGUUGUUGUAUUUGAACAUAGAUUCGAAACAGGGAGCGCGAAACGGUGGUUGGUUUGUUCGAAUCCUCGAAAUGCAGAGAAAAACAAGCACUGGGAAAGCCUUAUGGAAGGAUUCUUUUCAAAAAGCGCGGUCAUUUUCACAGAAUUCCCUCGAAGCAUCUCCACGAAAGGGAAGUUUGCUUGAAGAAGAUAUCAGCGAUCGAGAGCUACAAGACUAUCUUGACAGUUUGAAAAAGAAGUCAGGCAUUCAGCGGCUUUGGUCAGGAGAGAAGUUCGAAAAGGCGGUGCGUGAUGACGAGGAUAAGACCCCUGACAUAUCGAUUACGAGUUCUGAAGAUGAGCAAGCAGUAGAGAGCUUUCACUCUGAAAAGCCAGCUGAUGGUGAUAGUGACGAUGAUUACAAGCCAAAUUUAGUGAUGCUGACGCAUUCCUUAUCUGAAGACCUUAAAUCAGAUUCAUCCAGCUCUAUUCAACUUCUACAUGGAAUCCAGCUAGCAGAAUUUGAAUUAAGUGAUGAUCAGAAAAGCACAGGAGAUGUCAACGAAAACAUGUCACUAAACAAUAACAGCCAAUCAAAAAGUAAAAGUGAGCCUAAAGAACUGGAUGCCAUCAUGAACAAUCUUCACUUUGCUUCUGAAAUUGAUACAGACGAGGACGAGGUUAUAGAAGAGAUUAAAGAGGAUGUUGUACCAGAGUCUCUCAUAGAAUUAAAUGAUUCUGUACAGGAGCAGCAUACAGCUCAAAGCAGCCCAGAGCCAGACAAGAACGGCAGGAGAUCAAGAGCUAAGAGUCGUGAGAGUGCUGCACCAUCCUACUCCAUGAACUUUUCAACAGAGGAUGAUGUGACAAUUAGCGAGGUUUCAAAGGCACAAGGUCAAAGCUCUAAGUCAUCCCAUAGCUCAAGGUCAUGGCAUAGUUCAAAGUCAUCUCAUAGUUCAAGAUCGCCUCACAGUUCAAGGUCGUCUCAUAGUUCAAGGUCAUCUCAUAGUUCAAGGUCAUCUCAUAGUUCAAGGUCAUCUCAUAGUUCAAGGUCAAGUCAUCACAGAUCAAAUAAAUCAAAUGAUAGCAACUCAAGGUCUUAUAAUAGAAAGAAUGAGUCUAACAAACUCAACAGGAAUACUUGUGAGAUUGCAACACAGACUGUCCCUGAAAUAAGCAGCAUGCAAAGUACUCUCCCUCAAGGCCUUGGUGUAGGCAUGGCAGCUGUUGGACCUCAACUUGGUAUGCAGUACGUUGAUCCUUCUCCCAUAGCAACACAUGUUGUGUCUCCUGAGGCCAUGGAAGCAAUAACCGCCUACAAUCCUGCAGUAGUAGCAUUGACAGAUAUGCUGCGACAACAAAUACGAUUGGUGGAACAGUUUGUGGAUGCCAAUAACCGCAUGUAUCAAGCUUACACUUCUAAUAUGAACAACAACUACAAGUACACCACCUUAGAGGAUACAAUGGAGUUUAUUCGCCGCAACAGACCGAAGCCGCUGACUAUGAAAGAAGCCUUGAGACAGGUCAAUAAAGAGGACCUUUGACCAAAUAUUUUCAUAUCUGCAAGCUAUUCAUAAUAUUUUAUUUUUUAAUAUAUUGAUGUAACGAAAUAAUGCCCCGAUAUUCAGAAAUUAUUUUUAUGAGUAAAAGAAAUUAUGAAAUAUUGUUUUAUAUGUAAUAUUUUCCAUGAGACAAUGCAAAAAAGUGAUUAUGCGUAAAAUCGGCAAAGAUUCCGUUGAUUUUUUUUAAGAACACACUCAAGAAAAUGCAAAUUACGUCUACAAGAUGUUCGUUGCUUGGUUUCGCACAAUUGGAUGUUAAUGGUAAGUCAACACAAUCGUCACUUAGACGAUCACUUUUUGCAAUUUUAACAAAAUUAGACGACCAUUUUGACUAAUAACCGGCUUUCUUAAUUAAAAUCCAUAACUGAUAAUGGGGAAAUUUCAAUUCGUCUGUAUUUCAUUUGUUGUGUUCUAGAAUCGUGCCCAAUUCGCUUGGUUUUGUUGUUCAAAUAAUACAGCUUGUGUCUACAAUAGAGUAAACAACGAACAAAGUAUUUUAUUUUAAAAGCCUUUUCCAAUUUUAGUUGUUAGUGUUCACUAAACCUUGUCGGUAGCCAUUUGAACGGUUACCCCUGAGGCGUAUCAAAUAGCGUAACUACAACAAGGGACUCUACCUUAACAACAACCAUCUCAUGGACUAGAGACAGCUGUGGCAGAAUCUUAAAGCCGAGGAAGACAAACAUUCAGAACAGGAAACAAACUGAGAGCAAGGUUGCCGUGGUUUCUAGAAUUUUAUGAACCUCGCGUAGCGAGUACAACGGGGCGCUUUGCGAAACCCAAUCGCUUGACCGGAUUUGAUAUAUAAAAAAAGAUCCUAACGAAGGUCACCGACUUAAAUCAUGAGUUCCGAAGUGAUAAAAGCAGACCAGCAUGAUACAUCAAAGGCCGAAAGAGCGGCUAAAA